Gloeophyllum trabeum ATCC 11539 is the source of this 1005-nucleotide messenger RNA. RefSeq lists its product as uncharacterized. The coding region runs from base 1 to 1005 and encodes 334 amino acids. NCBI's taxonomy places the organism in Eukaryota, Fungi, Basidiomycota, Agaricomycetes, Gloeophyllales, Gloeophyllaceae. The record is from RefSeq and is a predicted model, not a curated record. The transcript has 5 exons.
AUGUCUUACUCGCCGCAAGAGAGUUCCGCCGAGCUAUGGUUGGAACGCGCCAACUUCGUUGGAGGGUACCUCGGCGCGAUGACAUACGCUGUUCAUGCACUUCUGUUCUUCAAAUGUGCAUUCAUCCUUCUGGACCGCCGUUCCUCUCCGAAGAGCAACUUGCGCUGGCUGGUGUACGUCUCCCUCCUGUUUGUCGUCGCGACAGUCCAAGUCGGCGCUUCCAUCAAAUUCAUGCAAAUGACGUGGAUUGACAAUCGCAAUUUUCCCGGGGGACCGGCAAUGUAUAUCCAAAUGGUAUUUUCUGCGUGGAUCAACACGGUCAGCAAUGUUGCCUAUGUGAUAAACAACUUCCUUGCCGAUGGUCUGUUGAUAUACCGAAUCUGGAUCUUCUGGAGCUAUAACUAUUACGUGGUUAUUUUUCCGACUUUGGUCUUCCUGGCAUCAACUGCCCUCUCCAUUAUAACAGCUUACGAAGCGGCACAGCCUAACAGCAACUUAUCAACCACAGUAGCCUUCAACUUCGGUGUCCCUUACUGGUCGAUAUCCAUUGCACUGAAUGUCAUUAUAACGCUGAUGAUUGCAGGCCGUAUCAUUGCUGUGCGGAAGGAGCUCAAGACUGUUCUCCAGAAUGAUUAUACCACACCGUAUGACUCUGUCCUUGCGACCAUAAUAGAGUCCGCUGCCCUCUACUCGGUUACUGGACUAGUGUAUGUCAUAAGUUACGCCAGGAGCAGUAGCUUCCAGUACAUCAUGCUGCCAAUCCUGGGGCAGGUCAUGUGUAUAGCUCCAGUACUGAUCAUCCUUCGAGUUGCGAGCGGACGUGCAUUCUCCAAGAGUACUGUGGCAACCAUAUCUGCUAUCCACUUUGGUGAUACCACUGGCGAAUCGAGUGUGAACGGCAAUACCACUGAAGAUGCUGUCACUGUUGAUCCGGAGAAGAUCUUGUUUAGUCCUCCAUCUCAAAGUACCCUCGAGAUAUCUAGCUCUUCGACAGGCAAACCGUAA